This is a messenger RNA of Prorocentrum cordatum, 1952 nucleotides long. The record is from the annotation of a GenBank genome assembly. NCBI's taxonomy places the organism in Eukaryota, Dinophyceae, Prorocentrales, Prorocentraceae.
CUGAUGGGCGAUGACGACCCAGGGCUGGCGCUACCACGGCAGUUGGUGGCAGAGUGGCUGCAAUUUUGGAGGCGGCACCCUGAGCACCAUGCUCGAGUCCAGUGAGCUUGGGCGAACAUCUACCGGGAGCUCCGUGGCAGGCCGCCGGAGCGCAGGUGGGCCAAGGUGAAGGGGGCCAUCUCAGCGGUCAUCUGCACGCUGUUGACGGCUGGAUGGGACGUACCCACAGCAGUCGAGCGACAGUCGGACGUCGACGAGCUCUGGAGGAUGAGUGAGGGUCCUAAUGAGGUCGACGACGCCGAGUUGCUGGAGGAGGUGGCCGCCAGCAUCAAGCGCACGUGGUGGAGGAGCGCGGCGCAGCACGACGCGGGGAAGGGACUCGAGGGUGGCCCUGACCUCCAUCAGGCCAGGCGGCAGCUGGCCCAGCUGCAGAGAGAUGGUGACCAGAGCACCUGGGCGCUGCAGCUGCAGGUCAUGACGGGCGCCUCCUGGACGAGGGUUCGGCAGCAGGAGCGAGGCUUGGCAAGCACGGACCUUUGCCCGCGCUGCGGGCUGCGCGAGACCCUCCUGCAUAGGGUCUGGACUUGCCCGUGCAACCAGGGGCACGAUGACUACUCCAGCACGCAGUCCCUGCUGGAUAAAGCGGUCGAGGGGCACGAGGCGGUACCGUGCCUGUGGCUCCGGGGCCUGUCGCCAGCCAGCUGGACGAAGUACACGUACCCCGCGGGCGCCUCCGACUUCGAGCGCCAGACGGGCAAUUGGGCGGAGGUCGAGAGUCAGCGCGGCGCCGACGGCUUCCUCGACGCCUUCGGCGACGGCUCGGGUGGCGAGCACAGCGACGACCCCAGGCUCCGACAGUGCGGAGUCGGCGUGGCUAUCAUGCGCGCCUUCGUGGAGAACGAGGACCACUCCCCGAUGGUCGUGGCGGGCAUCGUCGCCGGCCUGCCUGGGCCUAAGCAGACGGUCCCGAGGGCCGAGCUGUGGGCCUUCCUGCUGGCGCUGAGGGCCACUCGAGGCGACCUACGCUUGGUGACGGGCUGGAGCCGCGGGCGCCAUAGGCAGCCGCCACGUGGAAGGAAUGCUGACUUGUGGUUGGCCAUCCGGGCCGCUGUGAAUGAGCGGGGUGAUUCCAGAAUUCAAGUUGCGUUUUUGCACAGUCAUUUGGAUGAAGAGUUGACGGGGUCGGAGACCCCCCAGCAGUUGUGGCAGAUUGCUGGAAACACUUGCGCCGAUGUUUUCGCAGGUGAAGCUGCCGCCGAGGUUUUGGGUAAAGCCACCGCCAAGCCUGAGGUCGGACGGGUCGACGCGGUGGCCCACCUCGUGCGGCGCAGGGCGGUCCGUGCUAACUUGGACUGCAUGGCUGUCGACCCCAUUAAUUCGGAGGCCGUGCCGAAGGGCCCUAGGAUGUGUAAGCAGGCGGUCCUGACUGCCUCGUCGCCCCACCAUCUUGAGCGUGUGGGGGCGAGAUGGUAUUGCAGGAUCUGUGAGCGUUCCGCCCUGCACGCGGACCCAGAAUGGUUUGCGACAUCCGAGUGCAGGCCGACGCAAUUCGCAACAGCUGGCGCGGUGUGCGUGCAUCGUCCUCGGGUGGGAGGGUCGUCGCGGUCGGGUCUGAGUGUGGGUGGGAAGGCACUGCACCCGUCGCACACCCUCCUUUAUGUAGAUCAAUUCGACUUGUAUUUCUGUUCCUCCUGUGGGGGCUGCAGCAGUCUAAUGGCAAGGGCUCUUGCGGAGAAGUGUGACCAUAAGACGGCCAAAGGAGAGCAGAACCUUAGGCGAAUUGCAUGGGGCUUAUGGCCUCACCCGAAGGGCAUGCCCAAGAAAGUUCAGGAGGCCCUGCACUGGCGGGAUGCCAAUAGAGCGGUCACCAGAGCUAAUGCGAAGGUGCACGCGUGAGUGUGCAUGUAUAGCAUAGCAAGCAAGUUUAGUACGAUUGCGUACUGCUCAUGCCG